Messenger RNA from Dermacentor andersoni, 11162 nucleotides. RefSeq lists its product as uncharacterized. The record is from RefSeq and is a predicted model, not a curated record. Lineage: Eukaryota; Metazoa; Arthropoda; Arachnida; Ixodida; Ixodidae. Gene Ontology annotation, molecular function: protein binding.
ACGGUCGCAAUUACAUUUACGAAUUCGCGGCUGAAACGAUAAAGGCGAAAGUGAAACAACAAAAAUUAAACGCGCACCGCGCCCGAUGUUUCGCGUGCCUCACUUGUGCGGUUGCCAGCGGCAACAGACAAUAACAUUUCUCAAGCAAAAAUGUGACCGCGGCGGCUGUUACUUCUUCGCUCCAGUCCUUCGGUGUACUGCGUAAGCAUACGGCGCGCCUGUUUUCCCUCACGAUGUCCACUCGUCGCCGUCGUCGCCUCGUCCUCGCGUGCCCAAACGACUUCAAGUGGCCGUAAUCGAGUGCGGCGAGGACCGUGUGCUGUCGCUCUUACUUUUCUUUUCUCAGGCUCCCCCUUGAUGCAUACUUCGUGGGAGGUCGCUCGUUGGCGCGAGCCAUGAAGAAGUUCUUCCAGAAGAAAAUACUCAAAUCGUCCUCCGCCAAGAAGCAGAGCACUGCUAGUUUGAGUUCGCACGAUGGACACACGGACGAAAUUCACGGCUACUCAAUCGAUCUCGCGAGGACGGACUCGAGUUUCACGAAGCUCCAUAAGGCAUGCUGGCUGGGCGACGAAGACCGGGCCCGUUCUGCUGCCAAGAAAGUUGACGUCAGUUUUCAGGACAAUGAGAGCAGGAGCCCACUCCACCUGGCAGCUGCAAGGGGUCACGUGACCAUUGUGCAGCUUCUGCUGCGUGCUCAGGCCCGGGUCGAUGCCUUGGACUCUGAAGGGAAGACUCCACUGAUGAAGGCCGUGGAGGGCCAUCAUCUGGAAGCAGCUCGAUGUCUGCUGGAGCAGAGGGCCAAUCCUGAUGUUCCUGACCAAAACCUAGACACAGCACUUCACUUGGCCCUUUCGACGGGACAGGCUGAUAUGGCUGCAUUGCUUGUGCAGUUUGAUGCCGAUGUCUCGGCGAGGAACAAGGAAGGUAUGUCACCGCUGUACUUGGCAGCCGUCCAGCAGCACCUAGAUGUGGCCCGUCUCCUAUUAGAUCGCGGCGCCCAGGCAAAUGCUGGGGACAACAAAAAAAAGACUCCAUUGAUGGUGGCCUCGGAAGCUGGGUCAGUGGCCCUGGCUCAACUGCUUCUGAGUCGAGGGGCCAACGCAAAUGCAGUUGAUGACGAAGGUUGCACUGCACUCGACCUUGCUCGGAGAUCUGGUCAUGACGAAUGUGCCAAGCUGCUUGCCUCAAAGACCAGCAGCGCCCACGGUGGGGAAGUUGAGACUGCUGAUAUUGAGUCAUGGAAGUCAUCGAGUGACUCUGAAGCCAGCAGGAAAGGCAAGAGAUUACCAUACAACAUUGUCAUUCCUUCACCCUCGCACCUGUCCCCUCAGCAUUCUGUCACCGGCCAUUCACCAAGCCCAAACCAUCUUGGCAUCAAAGAGCACCACAGGCCCUAUAUCUCAUCAGUCGUGGUCAAUUCUAGCACGCAGCCGAAGCCGGUGACCAACGGUGAACUAGCGGGGACCGAAUUCAGUGUUUCGAAAGAUCACAGCCUAGAAACAGUAGGAGAAAAAAUAGAAAAUGUUGUUAGGAUACCUGAGAAGGAAGCAACACCAAAGAAGACGCCAGCCAAACCCCACUUUGAAGAGAACGACAUUCCCAGUUGGAUGGAAGAAGACGUUUCAUUCGACGACUCGGAGGGAGACGCAAAGGCCACAUCACUCUACGUGCCCCCAUCAGUUUCGCAAAAGCGGAACUCCAAGCCAGAGCCUGAAUUGCACAAGUCCGUUGAGGUCUUACUUGCGUACGACGGUCAGCAGCUGAGAAAGAAUGCAGGGAAGGAGUCGAGCGAGACACUUGUCAAGGAACUGCUGGAAGAGGAUCCCCAGCCUUUGAAGGCACUGUCAGCCGACAGGUUGUCAGUGCUGUCUGACAGCGACUGGGACUCGACAGAGGAAGUUGAAGACCUUCCUCCAAACAAGGUGAUGGAAGGCACAUUAGGACGUAUAGACACACUUCACGGAACUGAGGAAAUUUGGGAAAGGAAUCCAAGCGUCCCCGUAAACGCAGACGAGGCUGCAAAGGCAAGCUUUCCGAGUAACUCCCCUCCAACAGCAGCACCACGCAAGUCGUCUACUAGCCCUCAACGCAAGCCGUCAAUCGAGCAACACCAACCGCACACAGAUGAUGUUAGUACGCCACAGAGGCCUCCCCGGUUGAGCAAAAAUCGGCUCCGCAGUUCUUGGAGUUCCUCUUCAUCAUCGGCACCGCCAUCAAGGGCAAGUCCACUCGUCAUUGGUGGUUCCAGGCGACCCAGCCUCCUAAAGGACAGCAACGGUCGGCCAGACAGUGCUUCACCGAGGCCUCUCGAUGAUCCAGGUGGCACGAAUGGAGGCUCACAAAUUGUCCGCAAGAGAUCAAGCGACUCAAGUCGGUCGACAAAAAGCUCUGUUGCAGACAGACAGGAAGUGACGACAAGGCAUGUUGUUGAGCUGACGGCAGCUCCAACAUCUGACGUAGGAGACCUGGUCACCACGCUUCAGAGGGAGGUCAGCUCAGCACGGGCUGAGCUGGUCGAAGAGAUUCAGCAUCGAAAGAAAGCAGAUUUGUUUGCAAGAGAGCUGCAACUGCAGCUUGCUAAGAGAGAGCAAGCCCUUCUGAGAGAUUUUGAGGCCAAGGAUACCAUUGACAGCAAGCUAGCCGAUUUGGAACAGGAACUGAAAAGUGCCAAAGUUCUCAUCAAAGAUCUUCACCGUGAGAUUGAGUUCCUGCAGAAACAGCUGAGCUCAUACAAGGAAUCAGCAGACAUCUACAAAGACGCAAGCGAGAGGCAAGAGGCAUUGUUUAAGGAGAUUGUCAGCGAAAAGGAGAAGCAGUGGGCUGAAGAACGAGAGAAGCUUCUGCUAAAGAUCAAUGAAAAGGACGUUCAUUUAUUAACCACACAAACAACUACUGAGUUUGCUGCCAUACAAGAAAAGCUCGGGGCUCUGCACGAAGUCCUUGCAUCGCUAAAUCUGAAGGCCGACUCGGUGCACAGUAUCGAGCGUGCUGAGGAAGGAAUCUCCAGGUUACUCAGCCUGUCUACGUCGGCCUUGAAGGACUUGCAGAAACUCUCCGAGAGUGCAGAGCAGACCUCCCACUUUCUCCAUGGCAUCGACAACAGCCUUCAUGUGAAGGGAUACGACUUGGGUUCAGACAGGAAUGCAAACAGGUUGCUUGAAGGGGACAACAACCAGUUCACGACGACUACAUGGACGCAGAAUUUUGGCAGCAUCAAUGACACACUCGAACGCCUUGAAACCAACCAGAGGGUGUUGACGGAUACACUGGAGGAGAUACAAGCGGUGUUGGCAAGCAAAGUGAGCUCUGGCUCUGCGCCUCACGAAGCAUUUAAUUCGUCAUAUCUGCCAUCAAAUGGUCACAUUGCCGCAGUGGCAUCCGCCGCUCCGGACCUAUCCGACAUCAGAGAAGGCGUUGGGCGCGUGUUGGAACGGCUCGAUUUCUAUGCUGAGGAGAUCAAAAAGGCAUCGCAGUCGGAAGUGGCCAAUGCAACCCAAAAAGUCGUGGAGGCAUUCGCAGAGUACCACGCCGCCACAAAGCAGGAGAUGCUGAAUUUGCUGAACAAAGUCGGGCCGUCCCGGCAGAACGCUCUAGCCGCAUCCAGCAGCGGUCAUUCGGUGGCACAGUGCUGCCGGGAUGAUGAAGAUGCCUUUAACGGCUCGGCUUUGUCUGACGGGUUUGCCGAGAUCAGGCUGAACCAGAGCACGGCGCUUCGAGAGCUGCAGAGCCUGAAGGACGAACUUAUCCAGAUGGACACAAGCGGCAUGUUUGCGAGGUUGGAAUCGUGUCACGAAAGAGGCAUCGAACAGGUCUCGAAAAUUGUGCAGCCAGUCUCGACCGAGCUGAAAUCUAUGCAGGUAACCAUGCAACAGCAGCACGAAGACCUGCUCAACCGCAUGGGUGAACCCAGCAAUGUGCCAAGCUCGACCCAGUGGCAGGAGGUGCUGCAUCGGCUUGACGGUAUGCUGGAGCAGACAGCUUCCCUGCGAAGGAAAGAUCGUGCCGGUUGCCUGCGGCGCAUCUCGGCAGACCUCGGCGAGAACCAGCCAGAUGCUGACAUCACAUCUGUGCUUAACAACCUGGCCACAACACUGACCGACCUCAAGAACGAGGUGUGCAGGCGCGAGAGUCUCCGGAAUGAAGCCACAAGACCUACUUACACUGCCCAGGUUGAGGAGCAGUCUGCCAACCCCACAAGUCUCACCAAGGAAUGCUUAUUAGGAGAUGCAAAGCUGGCAAAGGAAAGAUACAGGAGCAAGAGGGCACUGCUUAAGUAUAAGUCGGAGCUUAAAGGCAUAAAGGAAAAGCUUAAGAGUCUGAACCAUGCUUUUGAUCGAGAUGGCUUCACGAGUCAUCACCAGAUUGACCGCCAUGUGUCAGAGCUUCAAAGAAAGAUUGACCUCUUAUCUCUGAAGAUUGAGUCUGACCGCCACUACCGAAUGGAUUUGGACAUUAGCGACCUCAAAUCUGAAAUGCAACAGAUCAGGCAGCAGAUGGCACGAGAAGAGCUGCUCAAGUCAACCUUGGGCUUUAUGGCACAACCUGAGAGGCUCGAGCCCGAAGAAACACGUCCGAAACGUUUUGAACACAAUGGGCAACAGGACUUUCUAUUUGAAAAGUACAGGAGUGACCUGUCGGCAGAGAUCAGCAAUCUGCAAAGAAACCUCAGCUCUGAGCCAGAUCUCCAUUAUAGCUGGUUGUCAUCCAAAAAGGAUGCGCCAGAGGAAGUUAAGAAGGCGGAUGUGUCAGCCAACAAGAGCUUUCCCAGGCGGAAGCCGCCAAGCCAAAGCCAGUCCACACCAUACCGAGUGCCUCUGUUCCCAGAGCACCUGCCCAGCUGGCCCAUGAGUCCAGUGAAGAGGGCAGCCCCACCUGUACCUACGCAGAGUGCAGCCACACGGCAGCGUGUUCAAGCCAUGUUGGAUGAAUCUUUUGCAAGGCACAUGACUGCAAGAAACACCUUUGUGACAGCUCCGAGCAUUGAGGCUGAUGGCAUGGAUGCACAACUGAAGAAGUCGCUGGCUGAGCUGACCAACUCUCUGGAGAAAACCUAUCUGGUGUGACACUGUACAUGGUGCUGUUUGCUAGUCUCGGGGACUUUUUUGAGCACACACUGGGCAUUUUUUGUGUACUGUAACAGCCAUAGCCGUAGCCAUAGCAUUCGCAGAGGCCAUAUCUUAAGUGUCACCGCUCAAAGCCACACAGGCACAUGGACACAGUCACCGCUGCACAGAGUUUGUUACAGUGUCAAAUAAUCUCAUUUCGCUGAUCUCCCCCUCUGCAUUUGUUAAUUAUGGUAGCUUGAUGCCGCCCAUUUUUUUGUUUGUUUGAGCUUAACGUUUAAACACAGCCUAAUUUUUCAUUGCAACAAAAGCAGCAGGUUAUACACGAAGAAGGACUAUAUAAUGUGAUGUAGGGUAUGCAGUGCGGUCUACUUGUGACAUCUGUGGGUUAUGAUGUCUAUUGUCUACUACAUUCAUUUACUGAAGGUACCCAGUUAUACAAAGGUGGUUUAAUGAUCAGCAUUUCUGAACCCCUCAUCAUCAUAAGUGGACUGCAUUGUAGCAUACUUUGAAGACAGAUCUGUGCUCUUUUCAGGUGCUUAGCUGGAAUGAGCCAUUUACUCGUAAUGUAGGACCCUUAAAGGAGCAGAGUCAGCCUUCAUUUUCAUUUUUCUUUCUUUCUUGCCUUUUUCUUUUUUUGGUACAAUCCUUUUCUUCUAUGUGUUUCUUGCUUUGGCUACAGUACAACUUAUCUCAGGAGUACAACUUCUCUCCAAAAUGUAAAGGUCCUGGAAGCUGCUGCAUAAAUUAUGCAGUGUUGGAGAUUUGUCAUGUACUACUACAGCUACAAAUGUACAUUAGACAUAUGCAUGACAAGCUUGGCAACCUGUUAACCAACCAUCUGUUAUAGGGAGUACAACACAAUAACUGACACAAGGAAGAAAUAGAUGGCACAAGCAUUUUCUAUCUUUUGAAGCUUUGUUGUCAGCAUAGUGGUCAGAUGAAAUUUGAAGUUCCUUGGAAGUUGACUUACCUUACCAGAAGUUCAACCUGAGCUCACUGAAUCUUAUCAGGCAACUUUAUCAACAGAGUUGGUUUUAAAGUGAGUUGACUGUAAGGUCGUUUAGAAGUUUGCUCACAUCUUAUCAGCAGUUUUAAGUUGAGUUUGGUGAAGCUUAUUGGAGAAUUUGUCCAGAGGAGUUUGUCUCAGUGAGUCGACCGUAACCCUGUGGCUGGACUGGGUCCGACUAUGGACUUAAAAAAGACAACAUUCUACGGAGCUUCGUAUGUGAAGCUUUCAUAAUUAUCUAUGCUUGCGGUAUCUUGCUUUCCCUUGUCCGCUUUUCUGAGUAGGCCUCGAACCAUUAUUAAAUAUAUUAUCUCCUCUCUCUCUCUGUGUUAACUGUAAAUACUUAGUAAGCACCCGCAUUCUGCAUAAAAUGCAAAUAUAGAGAAAGCAUUCAUAAGGGCAUGCUUGCAUUUUAUUACUUGACUGCUUUACAGUUAUAAUGACUGCCAGUUUCAUGCUCAUCAUAGCAUCCUUGAUGCCAUGUUGCUAUUGAUUGUUCUAUGUACGACAGAUUAGCAACCAGAAACAUCUCAGAAAAGAUGUGUGAAAUUCUUGAUCAGUUUCUAUAUUGAAAUAUUCUGUAUCAUGAUUCGUGAUCACUGAUUACAUGUGCUCAGUUAUGAAAGCUCAGCGAAAAUUUUAGUCUCUGCUCCUUUAGGGUUCAUAGAACUUUCAUGUUGCAUCCAGAGCUUUUUCUUUUGGUUUUCACAUAUUUACAUUAUUACAUUCUGCAUGAUUACAUCACUACAGUACUAUUUUGUAUUGCACUUUUCUUUUUUUCCUCAUUUGCAGCAUUGCUGCAUGCAUGACUGCAGCCUUUUCUUCAUUGCAGAAGAGCUUGCUAGCGCAGUUCGAUUUUUCAUUUUCUCAAGCCUUUAAAUGUUCACUCGAUUUCAGUGUGGCUGAAAGCGUGUGACUUGAAUGGUUGUCUACUUGUGUGCAGAAAAGAAACCUACAAGAGAACAUUUAAGAACAAAGGGCAGCUUUGAACUGUGAGCCGAGUAAAAUAUAAGGUAUGACAAGAAGUUUGCAAAGCCUAGAUACGGUAGUUGACAAAAUGAAUAAGAUAUUUUGUCACAUGCAUAUCAUAAGCAUGUCAUAUACCGGAGAGGGAAUAACAAGCACGAUACAAAUUCUCACUUGUGUCCCUGAGGGGCAGAAAAGAUGUGUUCUUUUAAAACUUUUCAUUUUGUUACAUGGAAUCGUUCGCACUACUUUACUGCAAGUGAGCGUCGUGAAACCACUACUUCGAGGAUGUUUGAAUAUGUGGACAUUGUCGUUAUGCAUUGCCGGAGAUCUGUAACACGCUUUUGUGCGUGCACUGCCUUGUAAUGUGCCUUGCAACUCAUUCUCCUUCAAUCCUAUAAAAAUGCAAAAUGUCUACAAAGGAACAUUUGCACCCCGAAUACCGAGUGUAUGGUCGUGGUAUGCCUUGCUACUAGCUAAUGGGCUUCAUUCUAAACAUGUGAUCUUGAUCUAGCUUUACAUAAGCAUAUGUUUCAAAUUUUCAGCGCUUGCUUCAUGCCUUGGUAUAAUUGAAUUGUCAGUUAUGUGUUAAUGCUGUUAAUAAUUGGAUCAACUUGUGCAUUUGUAACAUGCAGCUGAUUGUCGAGACUACCUCAACAAAAGAUGAUGUGCAUAGUUUAGGAAAUAAGGUAGACUACUUGGCAAAGUCGGUGCUAAGUCAAACAGGCCACAUAGCAUGGGCAAACCGUGCCUUAAAAGAAGUUUCAUGGUCAUCGUCUGGCAUGUUUCAAAGAUUAAGUACUACCACAUGACAUCAAGAGUGUCUUUUUUUUUUUUUUCUGCCUAUAAUAUGUGAAGGGACAGCUUUUCUGUAAGUUCACAUAAUUGUGUAGGUAAGUACUUUCCAAAAGGUGUAAGUUCUGUGCACAAAUUGUGAAAUGUUUGGUGCUGUUGACAGGCUUUUCAUAUGUGUUGUCGACACAUUGCGUUAAUUUGUUUUGUAAACGUUAUGUGCUCACAUUUAAUACAACAGAUGUGAUGAUCAAGCAGGGAAUGAUCUCUAAGCCAACUGCCUUUUGUCAAAAAAAUAAAUUUUAGGUAUACCAGAAGCAGCUAAUGAAAUAGCAUUUGAAGAUUGUUCACUUCAAAAACUUAGAUGUGCAGAAAUGCGGUGUUUACAGCGAUUUUUAUAUGUAACAUGUACAUUAUCGGUUUGUGGGAAUGCUUGUGGCUGCUUGAAUUGGAAGCUACAAAGUACAUCGAGCUGUUAUUUUGCUCUUGCUCUUGUUGUUUACAUGACUCAUGUUCUUGUUGAAAUGUCUUUUUUUUUUCUUUUUUUGAGCACUUGAAGCAUGCUUUUUUGACCAUUACUUACGCACAAAAAGCACGUUAUUUGUUUUAUAUGUAUGUCGUUAUACCAGUCACCCCACAGGAUGCACGUUUCAUAGCUGCAUGUGUUUGCACAUUGUAAUUGGUUUGUGUGCGUUUGUUUUGAAGUUUUGUGUAGCAUAAUAGCAGAGUAGGCACCUUUCUUUAGGAUCACCUAUUGUCUCAGUAGCUAUGACAUCUUUGUACUAUUUAUAACUGACAGUUGGCUGUUUUAUUGACAGCAAAGGUUAAUUGCCUUUCACCUAGCUUUUGACAAUACACUUGACAUCCUAGCUAAGCAAAUCUGAUUCAUCAAAUGGGUGAAAGAACAGUUAUAGGCAACCUAUAAAAUGUUUGUUGGCAAGAUGAAAGUUGUUGCAUUGUCAUAUCAAGAAUAAAAUAAGUCGAUGUCCGAUUUUUCAGACUCCCUAGGGUCCUCGAAAAAGUCCAAAAAGUCGGGCUGUCCGAAAAAAACAAUGAAUGCAUGCCUUUUACUGCCCCCAAGAGUGCAAAUCACCACAGGCACGUCAAAAGUAGCUCUGAAGGCCUUCCAGUACACUUAUUAGGAGUAUCAGUGCUUGUACUGUGACAGGAGAUAGCGGGUGCAUGCUUGUAUUAUUAUAUACAUAGCGGGUCUCGUGACAGUGGCCCUUUUCCAUUCUUGGUAUCCUUCACUGCAAUACACAGUGCUUGCUUGACUGCGUAACAUUCCCAUAUUGCGGCAAAGCUGACGUUUGGGAACUGACAUUAUGCAACACUUAACACUUGCUGUGCUUUCUGUAUUUCGAGGCCAUUGGCAAGGACGACAAAUGCGGAGUCAAUUGCUCUAAAGCGCGGAGUCGGCACCAUCUUUUCAAUGAAAAGCACAGCACCGAAUAUCUGGAAGUUUGGCAGUGAACUUCGGAGCAGCUAGGCGUAGCUUUCUCACGGUGGCUGCAGCUGCCAGCGGGUCAGCUUGUGAGUCCGCUGGCUCGAAGCUGUGGGGUAAUCAGCCAGUGGUGGUGACUUCGAUAACUGCUGUUUUGGACCUACAUUCAUGGCGAAAAAGUUAAGAUAAUCGGACUGCGAAAAGCUUCAGCAUCCAAAAUUUCAGACGUCCUUAUAAUUGGCUCUAUGGGGUAAGUGGUGGUGUUGCAAAGGCGUCCGAAUUACCGGGCAUGUCCGAAAAUUUGGGCUUCUGAAAAAUCGGUUGUUGACUUUAUUAGCAUUACUUCUUUGGCGCCUGAUGCCUGCUUUUAAAGACAGUUCACUUGGAAUACACAUUUUAUUGCAGCGCUCUCGUAUUUUCGGUGCCGUGUAAACUUUGCACUUGGCACUGUAAAAAAUUUGUUCACAUUUUUGUGGCAUUGAGGACUUUUGCAACAUUCUUUUGCAGCCACUGAAAAUCAUGUGCUUUAAGGAAGUGCUCAUAAAGUUUAGAACUUUGCAGACUUUUUAAGUGCGAGCAUUUCAGAGCACAUAUCUAGUCCUUACAAACUACCAUAUUUACUCUUUUAGCAAGCGAGAGCUUUUUAAGAUAAUCAGCGAAGUUGUAAUUUAGCUUUCAGUGUGUGCAAAGAAUGUGAUUCUUUUUUAUGUAUACUGAACAAUCCUUAGCUCAUGCUAUGCCUGUUGAAAUGAGAUGCUCUUUUUGGGCUAGAGUUACCCGCGUUAAUUCAAACUCCAAGGGACCAUGGGUCUUUUUUGGUUAUUAGAGGUUUGAACUGGCAAAAGUUCAGCUAAACAUGGCUAAAAACACAAUUAUGGCUCCUCUCUGAAAUGUAUAUGCACACCCAGGCACGGGUAUAUGGAAAGUUAGAAGUAGCCGAAAUGCUUUUCUGGAUUGUUUGAAUAAGGCAUAUUCUAAAUGCAGUUGAGCAUGUCAGGCCUGUGAAAAAUGUUUAUAUAUACUUAAAACGAAUCCAGUUUGGAUUAUCUGAGUUUGAAUUAUCGUAUGUCCAUUGCUACUCCUGAAAAAAGCAUUUGUCACUUUGCAUCACUGUUACACAUUAUCAAGCGCUUAUGUCGCAUGUUUGUUGAUAAAUCUGGAUGUUCAUUUACGUCACUCGCUUUUGGUGCCAUGGCCAGCUGCCUCUGCUCACCCAGUUCGUUUCUUUAUAUUUAUGUAUUAAGAAACCUGUUGAGAUUGUUUGCAUUGUUAGUACUGCUUGUUAUUGAGAAUAUCCAUAUUAUUAACUGGAAUGCUGCGCAAUCAUUUGAUGUUGUUGUGUGCUGCGUCAAACGCUGACGGUACAAAACUUGAAAUGUCUAUUGAACAAUCAGCAAAACAGUGACAGUGCUAGUUUAAUUAGUUACAUGAAAAAGAGGUUAAUGAACUGAACUGUUGUGCCAGUCAAUGUUUGAAUAGGGAAUAUGAGCAUGUGAUUCAGGACUUUCUCUUGUAAGGUGUACAUAAUUUAUUUUUUAUUGCUAUGUCUGUAUACAACUGCAAAUAAACAGCCCAAGUCAGAUAGGUGCAACAGUCCCUAAAGUAAGGCACAGAAAUACUUUGAGAGCAUAUUAUAAAUAAUCUUUUGCACACGCUCCAUAGCUUUAUAUUUGGCGCUGGUUGAUAGUGUUUACUGGCAUCUGCCAUAGACAAAGUAGCAACUGAUUUGCAUAGUGCUACAUUUUUGUUUUGUGUUAUUCUUGAUGCACGCUCUGCAAAAGGAUUUCACCUCUUGUUUUAAUUAACUAAGGAAAUCCAAACAGCUCUUGUGUUUACUGUGUUUGCACAUGUUUUUUAAAUGGAUACUGAAUAAAAAUUUUGUCGCCGA